CGCGCACUUCCCUUUGCCUCUGAAGCUCAACCACUCUACGCACUUGAACAACGUUCGACACACAACUGUUAGCUUCGGUUGGCGCUAGUACCUCGGCGCAAUUAUGCAUCUAUUGCAGCUCCAGGACGACAGCAGCUUUCGGCUUGUAUAUCGAGUCAAUCAACAGAUUCCACCUUAUGCGAUCCUUUCACACACCUGGGGAGCGAAUCAAGACGAAGUUACCUUCCAGGACUUGACCAACGGAACAGGUACAACGAAGGCCGGCUUUCGCAAAAUCAACUUCUGUGCCAAGCAAGCUGCUCUCAACGGCUUGAAGUUCUUUUGGAUUGACACAUGUUGUAUUGACAAGUCCAGCAGCACGGAGCUUCUGGAGGCUAUCAACAGCAUGUUUCGCUGGUACCAAGAAUCGGCGAAGUGCUUCGUAUACCUUGACGAUGUGUCGUCCGAUAGCUUGGCCAAAGAUGGGCAAUCGUUCCAAAAGAGCAGGUGGUUCACCAGGGGAUGGACACUUCAGGAGCUCCUUGCUCCAAAAUGCAUCGAAUUCUUUUCGAGAGAAGGCUACCAGCUUGGUAGCAGGUCAUCCCGUGUUCAGGAAAUUGCCGACAUCACUCGGAUAUCUAUCAAAGCUCUCGAGGGAAAAGCUUUGUCGCACUUCAGUGUCGACGAACGGAUGUCAUGGACGAAUGGACGAAACACAACGCGUGUAGAAGAUAUGGCCUAUUCCCUGCUGGGCAUUUUUGACAUUCAGAUGUCACUAUUCUACGGGGAAGGCAGGGAAAAGGCAUUCAGGCGACUGCACAAAGAGAUUAAAAAUUCUCAAGAGGGUGGCGAAGUAGGAGACGUUGCCCUUCGGUCUGACUACUUCGAAUUCGUCUCGCAAGUCCCCACAAUGCUGCACGAGACGAACGACCAAUUCAGCCUUCUCAUGGGCGACUCAACCAAAGACGGCCCCCCAGACUUGAUUGCGGUAAAGAGGACGGGUACCCGGGAUGAAAACAUCGAAAUCGACGUCCUAUAUGGAUCUUCCGACUAUCAAAGAUUCAUUCUCCGAAUAGCCACACCAGACUUCACGCCCUUGCGGAAAAACUGGACUGAGCAGCUGGAUUUCACGCUCACAGACUGGAACGGCGACGGCACACUGGAUCUCGUCGUGAUCAAGAAAUCGUACACCAGCUCAAACGGCACUGAAGUCCACAUCUUCUCCGGAGCCUCCAAGUUCCAAGACAUACUGUUGCAGGUCGGCACUAAGCUCGAAGAAACGGACGAAACAUGGUCAUUUGGCAUGGGAAGAUGGGGCUCUGGCAAUAAGCCGGACUUAUUCGCGAUCAAAAGAUGCGACACCGGGACCAAGACCACUGAAGUGCACGUUCUAUGCGGCGAUGAUCACUUCCAGAACUUCAUCCUGCAGACCGGCACCGGCUUGCACGAAACCGACUCCAAGUUUGACUUUAUAGUCACCGACUGGAACGGCGACGGACGGCCAGACUUGGUGGUAGUGAAGAAGAGCAGGACGAGUGGGAAAUGCACCGAGGUGCAUGUGCUAUCAGGAGCGUCAAGGUAUAAAAACUUCAUCCUGCGCUCAGAGACGCCGCUGUUCAGGAGCAAUGGCUUGUACGAGUUUGCGGUGGCGGACUGGACUGGUAAUAAAAAGCCAGAUCUGAUUGCGUUCAAGAAGAGAGAUACAGGGAGUGACACCACGGAAAUUCACAUCAUGAGUCAACAGGGCUGACAAUGAUGGUACUGUAUUUCUCAUCCGAACCAUAGCAUGCAUAUGUGCUCGAUCAAUAUCAGCCCGUGAUAGUGACGUAAUGAUCUACCUGUAAACUGGGUAUUGCAGGACUAGUGUCUUUCAUCUAUUGCGUUUACUUCUGUACAGUAACUUCGCUACUUAGCAAAAAAUGCGAAUUGCAAAC
Didymella exigua CBS 183.55 is the source of this 1913-nucleotide messenger RNA. RefSeq names its product HET-domain-containing protein. The record is from RefSeq and is a predicted model, not a curated record. NCBI's taxonomy places the organism in Eukaryota, Fungi, Ascomycota, Dothideomycetes, Pleosporales, Didymellaceae. Bases 104 to 1729 code for a protein of 541 amino acids. The transcript has a single exon.